Beta vulgaris subsp. vulgaris (sugar beet) is the source of this 2128-nucleotide messenger RNA. Its product is annotated as ketol-acid reductoisomerase, chloroplastic. The transcript is spliced from 10 exons. Gene Ontology annotation, biological process: L-valine biosynthetic process. Gene Ontology annotation, cellular component: mitochondrion; chloroplast. Lineage: Eukaryota; Viridiplantae; Streptophyta; Magnoliopsida; Caryophyllales; Amaranthaceae. The record is from RefSeq and is a predicted model, not a curated record. The coding region runs from base 111 to 1892 and encodes 593 amino acids. Gene Ontology annotation, molecular function: ketol-acid reductoisomerase activity.
UUCCCCUCACUAUAAAACUCUACUCUUUCGACCCUCCGCCACUUUUUCUCAUCCCUUUCUCUCUCCUCUCCUGCAACACCUCUUACCUAAAAUACUAAAAGCAUCUUUCAAUGGCGGCUACCGCAGCAACUUCAUUUUCUCUCUCCUCCUCAUCUUCCUCCGUCGCCGUACCCAAACUCCUUAAACCUUCGGCGUUGAAUCUAGGGUUUCUCGGCUCGUCUUCUUCAAAUACCGCAUUGAACUCUCUUAAGGUUCGUGCUUUUCCUUCUAGAGCUACUAACAAUGGAGGAUCGGCGCUCUCUACUCAAAUGGUUUCAGCUCCUUCUUCUAUCAAUCCACCUUCAUCAGCUACUUUUGACUUUGAGAGUUCUAUUUUCAACAAAGAGAAGAUUACUCUCUCUGGUCAUGACGAGUACAUUGUGAGGGGAGGAAGGAAUUUGUUCCCUCUUUUGCCGGAUGCUUUUAAGGGUGUUAAGCAGAUUGGUGUUAUCGGAUGGGGAUCUCAGGCCCCAGCUCAAGCUCAGAACUUGAAGGAUUCUCUAACUGAGGCAAAAUCUGACAUUGUUGUCAAGAUUGGUCUCCGCAAAGGAUCUCGCUCUUUUGCUGAGGCACGUGCUGCUGGUUUUAGUGAAGAGAAUGGCACUCUGGGGGAGAUGUGGGAGACUAUUUCCGAGAGUGAUCUUGUGCUGCUGCUAAUUUCGGAUUCAGCUCAGGCUGAUAAUUACGAAAAGGUUUUCUCCCAUAUGAAACCAAACAGCAUUCUUGGGCUCUCUCAUGGAUUUCUUUUGGGGCAUCUGCAAUCUCUGGGGCAGGAUUUUCCCAAGAACAUCAGUGUGAUUGCUGUAUGCCCUAAGGGAAUGGGGCCUUCUGUAAGGAGGUUGUAUGUUCAGGGUAAAGAGAUCAAUGGUGCUGGAAUCAACUCUAGUUUUGCCGUUCACCAGGAUGUUGAUGGUAGGGCUACAAAUGUAGCACUUGCCUGGUCGGUUGCUCUUGGCUCACCUUUCACAUUUGCCACUACUCUUGAGCAGGAGUACAAGAGUGACAUUUUUGGGGAGCGAGGUAUCUUGCUUGGUGCUGUUCACGGAAUUGUUGAGUGCUUGUUCAGAAGGUACACGGAUAAUGGAAUGAGCGAAGAUUUAGCCUACAAGAACACUGUUGAGUGCAUCACUGGGGUUAUAUCAAAGACCAUCUCAACAAAGGGAAUGCUGUCCCUGUACAAUUCUUUGUCAGAAGAAGGAAAAAAAGAAUUCCAAGCUGCUUACAGUGCCUCAUUUUACCCUUGCAUGGACAUUCUGUACGAGUGCUAUGAAGAUGUUGCUAGUGGGAGUGAGAUCCGAAGUGUUGUUUUGGCUGGACGGCGCUUUUAUGAGAAGGAAGGGCUCCCGGCUUUUCCAAUGGGUAAUAUCGAUCAAACCCGCAUGUGGAGAAUUGGUGAGAAGGUCAGAGCAGUUAGACCUGCAGGCGACUUAGGCCCAUUGUAUCCAUUUACUGCUGGUGUCUAUGUUGCUCUAAUGAUGGCCCAGAUAGAGAUUUUGAGGAAAAAGGGUCACUCCUACUCUGAGAUUAUCAACGAGAGUGUGAUUGAAGCAGUGGAUUCUUUGAACCCCUUCAUGCAUGCUCGAGGUGUCUCAUUUAUGGUCGACAACUGCUCAACUACGGCAAGGCUUGGAUCAAGAAAAUGGGCCCCCCGUUUUGAUUACAUCCUGAACCAACAAGCUAUGGUAGCUGUUGACAAUGGUGCUUCAAUCAACCAAGACCUGAUCAGCAAUUUCUUGUCAGAUCCCGUUCAUGAAGCGAUUGGAGUUUGCGCGCAGCUCAGACCUUCUGUUGAUAUCUCUGUGACUGCUGAUGCUGAUUUUGUCCGCCCUGAACUGCGCCAGGCUAGCAGUUAAAAGCUCCCAAGGUCUCUAAGUCAUAAGUAUUAGGUAUGGAGAUAUAAAACUCCCAAGUUUAUUGUACUCUAGGUUUUAGCUUUUGCUGUCCAAUGAAAUGAGACGCGUGAUAUUUUCUCCAAGUUUUGGCUAGAGUUUACGGGUUAAUUUGGGACAUGGGAGAGUGCUUUGUCUAACUUAUAUGUUGUAAUGUUGUAUGUCUCUGCAAUUUCCACCUUCUAGUUGUUCUUGGUUCA